AUGCGCACAUUCACGCGCCGCUUACCAGGGAUUUUGCCUUUGCCCAGAGCAUCGAUCGCGCCCUGCGUCAAGACGCUCUCCCGACCACUCGCUGCCUCGCCCCCCCGAACGACGACGAUGGCGAUGCGAUGCCAGCAGCAGCUCUUUGCCGCGCGAUCCCUACACACGACAUCGUUCCUGAGCAAGCAGAAAAAGGCACAGGAACAUACACCGACGAACUUUCAGGACCUCGACGUACUCGGCAAUACGCCGGUGCCGUCGACGUCGGUCGAUGUCUGCAUGUACGACGGGUUUGGCCUCAACAGCGGCAUCACAAUCACCGACGGCGACGGCGCGCUGCUGGUUGACGGCGAAGCUUUCACGUGGCGUCCGUGGGAGAUCUCGGGCGAGAUGCGCCUGCUCAACGACAAGGGACAGUUUGACGUGCCGGCGGAGACGUUGGGUGUAUUUGACAUGUUGUGGCCUCGGCCAGAUUUACUCAUUGUUGGCACUGGAAAAAGCAUAGCGCCGCUGAGUCCGGAGUUGAGGAAACACAUCUCGUCUCUUGGUAUGCGUCUGGAAGUUUUGGAUACGAGAAAUGCGGCGUCACAGUUUAAUCUACUUGCUACGGAACGGGGCGUAGCAGACGUGGCAGCUGCGUUGAUACCAAUCGGGUGGCAGGAGGGCAUCGGCGCUGCCGAGUAA
This is a messenger RNA of Beauveria bassiana ARSEF 2860, 684 nucleotides long. Its product is annotated as DUF498 domain protein. The record is from RefSeq and is a predicted model, not a curated record. Gene Ontology annotation, cellular component: mitochondrial inner membrane. The transcript is spliced from 2 exons. Gene Ontology annotation, biological process: mitochondrial respiratory chain complex I assembly. NCBI's taxonomy places the organism in Eukaryota, Fungi, Ascomycota, Sordariomycetes, Hypocreales, Cordycipitaceae. The coding region runs from base 1 to 684 and encodes 227 amino acids.